AUGGUUACACGGGCGGCUCCCAAGGGUGCAGGGGUGGCGGCCGCGGCCUUGACGACUGUAUCCUGUCGGCUAUACACACCUAUAGCCUGUAUAUAUUCCUCGAACACAACACCUAGCUCGCCAGCUACCCAUAGAUCGACGCCUGGCCCCCACACGCCCCGCCGUGCCUCCUACGCGGCGCGCAUGCGUCGAACUGUCAUCGGCCGCCGUGCCAACACAUUGCCCCAAAGUCGCAAAACCAAAUGGAAACGUGAAACGCGAUGCGUUCCAGCUGAACGAUGGUGGCCAACGUUGGCGCUGUUAACCCGUCCAAUGGUAAUCAGUGCGUUUGUUGAGAGUAGGCGCGAUCACACGACCCUUUGCGUUCAAAGGAGCCGAGCUGAGAGGAGGCCUGUGCGAGUCGAGUCACAGGUCGUAGCGCCAGCUUGGUGUUUGUUGUUGCGUCGUGCCCGUUUGCCGAUGUUUGUCUGUCGCGUGGUGUAUGGGAGUGAAUGUCGGCGUUGUUGUGCAGUGGAGGCGACGGCGUACAUAAGCGUGGUGGCGGCGCUGUCGACGGCGCUGCUGGUGGUGGUGCUGCUGCUGGGGCGGCGCUGGUGCCACGCGGCGCCGCACCGCGGCCUGCGCGUCUCUGUGCCGCCGCCGACGCCGCUCCCGCCCGCCUUUGCGAUACACGAUGCUCAGUUUGAUGCUUUGUCGAAACCGAACCAUUAUCCUGAACGAAUAUUCACGUUCGAAGCAUCAGAUUCGGACGAGGAGCUGCGCUUACGCAUUCAACAGGAUAAGGAGGAGGUGGAAUGCCAUUACGAGGAGAAGAACGAGAACCAGGCCCACAGCAGCCAGACUAAGCUGGAGGUGGAGCUGGUAGAGACGGCGCUGCGGGAGACCAGGAUCGACGACGCUGCGCCGGCGCCCGUGCCGCUGCCGUCUCCGAGGGCCCCAUACCUGCAUUCGUUGGAGGCGCAGAGUAGUGUCGACAGCGAUGUCAUCGCACAUAAUGACACCUCCCUGCUCUGCGGCGAGAGUAGCGGGGGCGGGGGCGGGGGCGGGGGCGGCGGCCAGGAGCGUGGUUGCGUGGAGUUAACUCUGUUGUACGACGCGCCCGUGCGCUGCAUGACCGUGCACGUGCUCCAGGCGCGCGGCCUCCCGUCGCCCGCGCCGCCGGCACCCGCGCCCGCCUCCUCUCCCCACGCCGCGCCUUCCAUCGCACGCGCGUUGGCCUCACCCGUCACCGCACCGUUACCGCCCGUACUACAGACGCAGGUCCGAAUCGUGCUGCUCCCUCUGAAGAAGCAAAAAUUCAAAUCGAAGAUACGUAAUGGUGAAAAUCCACAAUAUAUGGAGAGCUUCGUCCUGCAUAAAAUUAAUCCGGAGGACGUUCACGGGCUGGGGCUCCGCAUUCGCAUUUACGGCUGCGAGCGCAUGCGGCGACACCGCCUCAUCGGCGAGGCUGCCGUCAGCUUCAACAACCUGCAUCUGGAACUGGAGAACUGUCUGUGGCUGCAGCUGGCCCCGCGCAAACAUAAUCAGCCACCACUGCAGUUGCCGAAGCUGGAGAUGAGCCAGUCCAUGUCGGGCGUGCUGGCGUCUCCAUCCACAGCCUCAGUGACGGGCAACGGAGGGGGGGAGUCCUGCAGCCUGGCCAGGUCCGAGUCCGCGUCCUCCUGCUGCAGCGCCAGGUCCUCACCCGAGCUGCUGCUGGGCCUGCAGUACAGCCCCAACACUGGCCAUCUGUCUGUGGAGGUGAUAAAAGGCACCCACUUCCGCAAGCUGUCUCCCAACAAGGCUCCAGACACUUACGUGAAGCUGAUCCUCGUGAGCUCCCGCGGGAUGCAGCUAGCGCGCUGCAAGUCUACCACCAGGCGGGCCCAGUCCAACCCUUUGUACAAGGAGCUGUUCAUAUUCCAGGUGGCGCUGUUCCAGCUGAGCGAGGUGACGCUGAUGGUGUCGGUGUGGUGGCGGCGCAGCGUGAAGCGAAACGAGAUGGUGGGCUGGUGCGCGCUGGGGCACGCCUCCUCCACCAGCGACGCGCGCGCGCACUGGGACGACCUGUGCCACAGGCAGGGGGAACAGGUGCAGCGCUGGCACGUACUGCUGGAGUCCUGA
Messenger RNA from Chilo suppressalis (striped riceborer), 2103 nucleotides. Lineage: Eukaryota; Metazoa; Arthropoda; Insecta; Lepidoptera; Crambidae. The record is from the annotation of a GenBank genome assembly.